AUGCUUAAGUUUCUGGCAUGCACAGCGCUUCUCUCGAGCACGGUGCUCGCGCAGACGCCUUUUGAGAAUCCGCUCAUAGUGAACACUACGAGUGGCAUGAUCCAGGGCUAUCUCGAUCCUUGCACAACCGACGUCAACCUGUACAAGUGGUAUGGUGUGCACUUCGCCGAGUCUACCGCAGGCGCAAACCGCUGGGCUCCCCCUGUGCCCUAUGCGUACCGCCCGGGUAUCACCAAUACGACGGCAUUUGGCGCGGCCUGCAUGCAAGGAGGCGCGAAUGGAGGUAAUGGAACACAGGUACAGAGCGAGGACUGCUUGUUUAUCAAUAUCGUUGCCCCUGUCGGAGCGAAAGACUUGCCAGUGUACAUCUACACAUUCGGCGGUGGAUUCGACAGCAACGCCGCUUCCGAUCCUAAGAUCGACGGGUCCUGGCUCGCCUCACGAGACAUCGUAUAUGUGAACUACAACUACCGUGUUUCUCUCUGGGCCUGGCCGCACGCCGCCGAGAUUGCCGAAGCAGGUGAGACUCAGAAUUUCGGCCUGCUCGAUGCCCGUGCUGCUGUCGAGUGGACGAGGGAUAACAUCGCCGCUUUUGGUGGUGAUCCGACUAAGAUGACGCUUGGAGGCGAGUCAGUCGGUGCAGAGAUGACCAACAUGUACAUGGCCGCCUUCCCCACUGACCCUAUUGUCCGUGCGGCCGUGAUGCAAAGUUCCGAUACCUCCCAGCCAAUGUACGAACUCGGCAACCAGCUCAUCCCCAUAUCGCAAAACCUCUCCUGCCCAACUGGCGCCGGACAGCUCGCCUGCCUCCGUACGAAAGACGCCUUUGCCCUCCAGGCAAUCCUGCUCUCGUCCGGUGCUCAGUUCCAGCCGGUCAUCGAUAACAUCACCGUCUUCCAGGACUAUGUCCGUAUGACUAUCAUCGGGCAGACGGCGAAGAUCCCGUUGCUGAUUGGGAACAACAAGGAUGAAGGCCAGACAAUCGUCAAUGGGGAACCAACAUCCUACACAAACGAGACGGCCUACAUCAUGAGCGACAACCUCAACUUCCCAAUGGCAAACGUCGAUGCCGUCCUCUCCCUGUACCCCUCUCCCUCACCCCAGUAUCCAAGCAUCAUCAACGCUACGGCGGCGAUAUGGCGCGAUGCACACAUGAUCUGCUUGUCGAGCAACCUCGCGCUGUGGAGGACGCAGCUCUGGAAACUCCCGGUGUGGAGGUAUCAGUUUGCGAUGGUUGCUGAUAACUUGAGUGCGCAAGGCGCGAGUAUUGGAACGUAUCAUGGAGAGGAUAUCCAAUUUGUUAUGGGGACGAUGUACACCUGGGCGGACCAGGCGCCAUAUAUCCACGCCACGCCCUACGAGCUGAACGCAUCGGACUACAUGGUGACCGCCUGGACAAACUUCGUGAAGAACCCGGAACUCGGCCCCCAGAUCGAAGGUUGGAGGCAAUACGACCCCUCUGAUCCGACGAGCCUCGCUGUCCUCGGUGUUUCUGCUACGGGCGCUCUGCCGGGUAAUACGACGCAGAUCGAUGCUACGUGCCAGUAUUGGAACCAGCUGCUGCCGGUAUAUCCAAGGACAUACUCCGCUUGUGGCUCUUGGACGUGCUAG
Molecule: messenger RNA, 1611 nt
Organism: Dacryopinax primogenitus
Lineage: Eukaryota; Fungi; Basidiomycota; Dacrymycetes; Dacrymycetales; Dacrymycetaceae
Product: carboxylesterase
Exons: 8
Coding region: 1-1611 (536 amino acids)
Source: RefSeq, a predicted model, not a curated record